Clonostachys rhizophaga is the source of this 1581-nucleotide messenger RNA. The record is from the annotation of a GenBank genome assembly. NCBI's taxonomy places the organism in Eukaryota, Fungi, Ascomycota, Sordariomycetes, Hypocreales, Bionectriaceae.
AUGCAGACAAUUCUCGUCCUAGACUUUGGGUCACAGACCUCGCACCUCAUUCUCAGGCGACUGAGAAACCUCGGGGUCUACUGCGAGAUGCUCGCAUGUACGACAAAACUCAAUGAUCUGCCCUUUAAGCCCAAGGGCAUCAUUCUUUCCGGAGGCCCGUCGUCCGUCUAUGACUCAGUGGCACCUCACGUCGAUCCCGAAAUUUUCAACCUUGGUCUGCCGAUUCUGGGUAUCUGCUAUGGCUGCCAGGAACUUGCUUGGAGAAUCGAUCCCACCAACGUUGCCCGUGGAGAGGUCAGAGAGUAUGGACAUACAGAACUCAAAGUCCACAACUCGGGAGACUCCAAGAUCGACCGUCUCUUUGAGGGCAUUGGCUCGGAAAUGGACGUCUACAUGAGCCACUUUGAUAAACUGAAGAAGUUGCCUACUGACUUUUGCAUUAUUGCUACGUCCGCAAACUCUGAAUUUGCCGGCAUUGCGCAUAAAGAGAAGCCCAUCUUUGGUGUCCAAUUCCAUCCUGAACUGGAGCAUACUCCCCGUGGGUCCGAGAUCCUGCACAACUUCGCCAUCAACAUUUGCGGCGCGAACCCAGCAUGGAAGAUGGAGAACUUCAGGGCUAAGGAAAUUGCCCGCAUCAGAGCUCUUGUUGGCCCCAAUGACCAAGUAUUAGGAGGCGUCUCCGGAGGUGUUGAUUCCAGCGUCGCUGCCGCCGUCAUGAAGGAGGCGAUCGGCGAUAGGUUUCACGCCAUUCUCAUCGAUAAUGGAGUGAUGAGGCUCAACGAAUGCGAACAGGUCAAAGAGACACUUGGGGAACACCUCGGAAUCAACCUGACUGUUGUUAAUGGUGGUGAAUUGUUCCUGUCCCGUCUCAAGGGCGUGACCGAUCCUGAGAAGAAGCGCAAGAUUAUUGGGAAAACCUUCAUCGACCUUUUCCAAGAGGAAGCGAUCCGAAUUGAAAAGGAAGCCGAGGCAAAGCCUGACGUGGGACCGGUCAAAUAUCUUCUGCAAGGAACACUUUACCCUGAUGUAAUUGAGAGUGUGUCUUACAAAGGCCCUGCCGCGACAAUUAAAACCCACCACAACGUCGGAGGCUUGCCUGAUACACUCAACCUGAAAUUGAUCGAGCCGUUGCGCGAAAUGUUCAAGGACGAGGUUCGAGCAUUCGGACGAGAGCUGGGUAUUCACCACGAUGUUCUGAUGCGACAUCCAUUCCCGGGACCCGGUCUCGCUAUCCGUAUCCUGGGCGAAGUAACCCCCGAGAGAGUCGAGCUAUCAAGACGGGCCGACCAUAUCUUCAUCUCGGAGAUCAGGGCCGCUGGAAUCUACGACGACAUCAGCCAAGCUUAUGUUGCUAUCAGCCAAGAUAGAGCUGUCGGCGUACAGGGAGAUGCCCGCGUGUAUGGAUUCAUUGCCAUUCUUCGCGCUGUGGUAACCAGUGAUUUCAUGUCGGCUACACCGUACGAAUUUGACUGGAAACUCAUCAAGAAGAUUUCUACCAGAAUUCUCAACGAGGUUGACGGCAUCACGCGUGUGACCUACGACAUGACGUCAAAGCCUCCUGGCACCAUCGAGAUGGAAUAG